GGCUCCGCGAACGGGAUGCGGACGGCGGAAGGGCUCCUGGCCGCCCCGACAGAAGCGUCUCGGGGGAAACUGUUCCCUGACUGGCCGCCUGAGGGCGGCAGCGGGCUCCGUGCGCAGGCGCGGCGUCCUGCUUCCGGCCUGGGAGGAAGUCCGCGGAGGCACAUGGCGGAGACGCAGCAGAGCUUUGCCCACCUGGGGCUGGACGCGCGCAUCCUCCAGGCGCUGGGCGACCUGGGCUGGGCCCGGCCGACGCUGAUCCAGGCGCAGGCCAUCCCGCUGGCCCUGGAGGGCAAAGACCUGCUGGCGCGCGCCCAGACGGGCUCCGGGAAGACGGGCGCCUACGCCGUGCCCCUGCUCCAGCACCUCCUGCGCGGGAAGGCGUCCGCGCUGGUGGCGGCCCAGGCCGUGCGAGGCCUGGUCUUGGUGCCCACCAAGGAGCUGGGCCAGCAAGUGCUGCAGGUGCUCCGGCAGUUGGCCGCCUACUGCGCCCGCGAGGUGCGCGUCGUCGACGUCUCUGGCCAGGCGGAGCUGGCGGCGCAGAGACCCCUCUUGAUGGAAAAGCCAGAUGUCGUGGUGGGGACCCCAUCUCGGGUCCUGGUUCACUUGCAGGCCCAGAGCCUGAACUUGCAGGACUCCCUGGAAAUCUUGGUGAUGGAUGAAGCGGACCUGCUGUUUUCCUUUGGCUUUGAGGAAGACUUGAAGAGUCUGCUCUGCCACUUGCCCAAGAUCUACCAGACCUUCAUCAUGUCUGCCACCUUCAAUGAGGACGUGCAAGCGCUGAAGGAGCUCGUGCUGCACAACCCUGUGACGCUCAGGCUGCAAGAAUCACAGCUGCCAGACAGCUCCCAGCUGAGCCAGUUCCAGAUUCAGUGUGAGAGUGAGGAGAACAAGUUCCUGCUGCUGUAUGCGCUGCUGAAGCUCUCGCUGGUCCGGGGGAAAGUCAUCCUCUUUGUCGGCACCAUUGAGCGCUGCUACCGCCUCAAGCUCUUCCUGGAGCAGUUCAGCAUCCCUGCCUGUGUGCUAAAUUCGGAGUUACCCGUCCAGUCCCGGUGCCACAUCAUCAGCCAGUUCAAUAAGGGCAUCUGCGAUUACAUCGUUGCGACAGACGAGCAAGACCUGGCGGAGCCGGAGGGGUCAGGAGAAGGCAGCAGCAGGAGGAGGACGGGUCGGAGGAAGGGCACCAAAGCAGAAAAGGGCAAAGACCAGGAAUAUGGAGCCUCGCGGGGUCUUGACUUCCAGAAUGUCUCUGCUGUCUUCAACUUUGACUUCCCUCCUUCAGUCGAGUCUUACAUCCACCGAGCAGGCAGGACGGCUCGGGCCAACAACCCAGGCACCGUCUUGACUUUUGUGUCACCCUCUGAGACUGCCCUGCUGGCCAGGAUGGAGGCGGCACUCACAGGAGGUAGCGACGAAACCACCUUACGGCCCUACCAGUUCCGGAUGGAGGAGAUUGAGGGGCUCCGCUACCGCUGCCAGGAUGCCAUGCGCUCAGUCACGAAGCAGGCAAUCAAGGAAGCUCGGCUCCGUGAGAUCAAAGAGGAAUUGCUCAACUCUGAGAAACUGAAGACGUACUUUGAAGACAACCCUCGGGACUUGAGUCUGCUGCGCCACGAUAAGCCCCUUCACCCGGCUGUCAUCAAGCCCCACCUGCGCAACGUGCCACAGUACCUGGUGCCUCCUGCUCUCCGGGCUGUAGCUCAGCCCCUCAUCGGGAAGCGCAAGCGCCAGAAGCCUCUGCCCCGCAGCGCCAAGGGCCAGAAGAACCCACUGUGCAGCUUCAAGUCCAGAAAGCAGAGAUCACGGGCUUCAGUCAAGAGGCUGAAGGCCCCCGGAAUGCCUGGCCCUUAGCCGUGGCCUCGGGAGAGACGGCGUGGAUGUACGGAUUGGGGCGGGGAGGAGGUCUGCUCAGGGGGCCUCUUUCUCUCCCCCCCAAUUCCUGCUGGGACUGUGCUUUUGCCAGAAUGAAAACCAUUGAAGAUGUGUUUGUACCUGAUUACAACUGUGUAGUUUUCUAAGGACUUUUCAGCCCCCACUCCAUGUCUCAGAAGAAAAUUAAAGUGGUUGUACACAGUUAA
Messenger RNA from Elgaria multicarinata webbii, 2075 nucleotides. RefSeq names its product DEAD-box helicase 56 (gene DDX56). The record is from RefSeq and is a predicted model, not a curated record. The transcript has 14 exons. Gene Ontology annotation, molecular function: ATP binding; RNA helicase activity; nucleic acid binding. Bases 16 to 1848 code for a protein of 610 amino acids. NCBI's taxonomy places the organism in Eukaryota, Metazoa, Chordata, Lepidosauria, Squamata, Anguidae.